This is a messenger RNA of Gryllus bimaculatus (two-spotted cricket), 682 nucleotides long. NCBI's taxonomy places the organism in Eukaryota, Metazoa, Arthropoda, Insecta, Orthoptera, Gryllidae. The record is from the annotation of a GenBank genome assembly.
UGCCAUAGUGAAGUUAUUACUGGUAAUAUCUAGAUUGCUGCACCGCUUUUCUUCAAAUGAAAAGUUUACAAUGCGACAACAUAUAUUUCGAUUAAAUCGGGCAGAAAUCAGAAUGCGUGACAGGCAAACACUUCUUCACGCAGUAUGUGGGAGUGAGGAUGCAUUUGCUGUAGAAGAUGAGCCAGGACUGGCUGUCCCGUGUAUCCCAGCUAUUCGGCUCCUUAUUGAAUGUGGGGCAUCAUUGAAUUCAAGGGAUAUUAGAGGAAAUACUCCUCUACAUAUCAUAGCCACCCACAGAAACGGAUCUGUGGCGUCCGAGGUAAUCUUUUUACUUCUAGGUGCAGGAGCACAUGUUGAUUGUGUUAAUGUUUUCGGGAAUGCGCCAAUAGAUAUUGCCUACACAGAUGCUGCGUGUCAGAUAUUCCAAAGUCAGAUUCCGUUGACUCUUAGGUGUAUGGCUGCAAAGGCUGUUAUGGAUUACAACAUUCAAUUUGAGAACCAGAUACCUAAAACCCUGAUUGAUUUUGUGUAUUGGCAUGGCAUAAGAAACAAGAGAUCAUAGGAAUAAGCCACAGUUUUUUUAGUAGAAGUGUAUUCUCAUAUUUAUAUUAUGUAUUGUCUUUGUGAACAUUUUGUAGUUUUGUAAUUUUUGUAGAUCUGUGCCUUUUAUUAUAAUAAUGUU